Messenger RNA from Gossypium arboreum, 666 nucleotides. RefSeq lists its product as uncharacterized. Lineage: Eukaryota; Viridiplantae; Streptophyta; Magnoliopsida; Malvales; Malvaceae. The transcript has 2 exons. Bases 38 to 511 code for a protein of 157 amino acids. The record is from RefSeq and is a predicted model, not a curated record.
CCCUAAUAUCAUAUUUAAGGUUUUAGAUAAACCAGAAAUGGCCUGUUGUGAGCAGAACUGCUCACAUACUGAUGCUGAUAUUCCAAUUGUGUAUACAGAGUGCCUGUUUCAGAAUCAAGCUGGACAGUGUUUAACACUGUACAAGGCCUUCAAUAUUCAUGGCCAUGGAGAUCCCCAGAAAACUAUUCAAGAUAAAGAAACCGGUGAGUUUAAGCACUUCCCCGAUUCCGAAGGUUUGGUCGGAGUUGUUGAAUAUAUUCUGGAACAUAAGCUAAAGUGGGUCGUUGCUUGGAGCAAUAUUCCUGGAAAACCAGACAAGGUAUACACUCAGAUCCUUGAGAUGAAAGAAGGCAUUGAUUUGGUGAAAAUUAAGUUCCAACUCGACUUUUCUGGGAACCAAAGCUGUGCUAACAAAUUGGGAUACUCAGCAGAGGCUAUAAUCAACUCACACACUGAUAUUAAACCAACAAUGAAGGCAACCCUCAAGCCAGCUGACCCUUCUCUUGUUUAAGCUGCCUGGCUUCCUCCCAUGCUUAUCAAAAUUCAACACUACUAAUAAUAUUGUGUUGCUUGGAUAAUUAUUUGAUAUAUGGUUUAUGAACUUUAAAAACUCAAUUAUAAUAUAUUAAAUAAUCAUAAGUAUUAUGAAAAAUGAUAACACAAUAA